AAAUGUUGGCAGUUCCGAAUUAAAUUUUAGGCUAAGGUUAUGAUUAUUCAAUACAUCAGAUUAGUUUAAUAAAUGUGUAAAAUGCAAUUUUGUUAGAUAUUUAGUUUAAAUAUGUUUAUUCUUUGGAGAUCUUGUCAAGGCGGUAUUGCGGAGGCUUACAAAUUUACCAGGUUAAUACGUAUGAGUCAUGUUGGCAAUUGCAAAAAUUUAAGAAAGAAGCAUACAGACGUCAUAGUGGUUCCUGUGACAAGAAUUCCUCCGCUAAGCCAGAAAUGUGAUACAAGUAUAGUUGACAAUUUGCCACAAGAUAAGGUUGAGAGAGAUGCUUAUGCUUGGCAACCAAGCCCAAACAACAGCUUUGAAAAUUUUAUAAGCUCUUCUAAAAAGUUGUCCAAAUUCCGCUUAACAUCUUUAGUUGUUGUAACUGCAAUGAGCGGAUACGCAAUGGCACCAGCUCCAUUCGAUUUAUGUACAUUUUUAGCAUGUUCUUUGGGUACUGGUUUGGUUUCCGCAGCUGCUAAUGCAAUAAACCAAUAUCAUGAAGUGCCGUUUGAUUCUCAGAUGUCAAGAACAAAAAAUCGCGUUUUGGUCACAGGUCAGAAGACACCUCUAUAUGCAAUAGGAUUUGCAGUGAUAUCAGCAACCGCCGGAUUAAGUUUACUUGGUUUCGGCGUGAAUGGGUUAACUGCUGCUUUAGGUGCCACUAAUCUGUUCUUGUACACUUCUGUAUAUACACCUAUGAAAAGGAUAAGUAUACUAAAUACAUGGAUUGGUUCUCUUGUUGGAGCUAUUCCUCCAUUGAUGGGAUGGGCUGGAUGUGCCGGAAAUCUAGACUUAUCAGCAUUUGUGUUAGCCGGAGUACUUUUUGCUUGGCAAUUCCCUCAUUUUAACGCUCUGUCAUGGAAUCUACGGCCGGAUUAUUCACGUGCUGGCUAUAGAAUGAUGGCUGUGACUAAUCCUGCGUUAUGCCGUCGCACCGCUUUGAAAUACACUGUGGUUAUUGCCUUACUUUCCGCUGCAGCACCAUUGCUUGACUUGACAUCAUCCUGGUUUGUUUUGGAGACUUUUCCUUUGAAUGCAUACUUCUGUUAUUUGGAUGUAUUACAGCAUUCCUGGCUUGGCUCGUGAACUGGAGUUUUAUCUAUGUUUGAGAACAUGGCAACGUUUAUAAAUGAGCAAUACGCUGACAUCCUAAUGUUACAAAGAAUGGUCCUCGCGGACUCGUGAUGAAUACUUGUUACGGUAUCCUACUUCCCAAGUACCUGGUGUAAGUGUCUUGAACGGAAUCUACCGCGGAUUACGACAAACUAUGUAGUUAUGUUAUGAGACGGUGUGCUGAUAUGUGCUGACCCUCUCAAUUUGACGAGGAAUUAGGAAACGAGAUACGGCGUCUCUUUUAGACAGACGCAACCACAUUUGCCAAUGUUAUUGCAGAACAGCUGAUUUUGCGGUAGUGGAAGGUUUGAUUCGUAAUGCAUAUUACGUAAAGUACUCAUAUCGCUAUACGUCUGUGCAAGUGAUAGAAGGACGUGAUCCAAUGAGACAAGAGUUUUGCAGAUUUAUGCUGGCUGCUGAUGUGGAAGGUGCAUCUUGUGGACACAUAACUACCAUAAUGCCCACUGUGGUGUCAAAUGAAAUACCUCAUAUACAAUGAGAUGAUUCCGAUCGAUAAUGUAGAUGUCUUAAACCAAAGACUUUAGAAAGCAUCUAAGAAAAAUCAUCGUGGAAAAUAAUAUAUAGAAUUCGUAUCAGGAAAAGGGGCGGUCAUGUCGAAAAUUGAUUGCAAUAUAUAAAAAAGUUUAAAAUUUUAAGUUUUUUGGAUAGCUAAAAUGACAUACUAGCAUUUAAAAUAAUUUGCAAAAUAGUUUCCACAAAUUCGAAAUUUUAUCACGCAGUCAUUUUUAUUUAUCAGGACUUGGUUAAAAUUUUAUUGAUGAUUUUUAUUAAUUUGCACACCCUUUAACUUUGAACUAACGUUUAAAGCGUUCCAAAAAAUAUUUUUAAAAUCUUUAAAUUCGAAUACCUCGACCAGACCGGUGCUAGUCAUCAUAUCAUAAAACCAAAUUAAUCAGAAUUUAUCUUAAUAAUUAUUUCCUUUAGUACCUAGGAUGUCUUUACCGGUAAUCGGAGUUUUAAUCAUUUAAACUCUAUAUUAUUUUAGUCUUUUCCUUAUUAUCAUUCAAUCGAUAAUCUAGCGUUUUAGCCAGUAAGAAAUUUUGUAGAUUAUUGACUUUUCCAACGAAAAUAAACAAAUAAAUAAAUAAACCUCAUCUUUAUUUUACUA
Molecule: messenger RNA, 2284 nt
Organism: Anastrepha ludens (Mexican fruit fly)
Lineage: Eukaryota; Metazoa; Arthropoda; Insecta; Diptera; Tephritidae
Gene: Cox10
Product: protoheme IX farnesyltransferase, mitochondrial
Exons: 4
Coding region: 112-1128 (338 amino acids)
Biological process (GO): heme biosynthetic process
Cellular component (GO): mitochondrion; mitochondrial membrane
Molecular function (GO): protoheme IX farnesyltransferase activity
Source: RefSeq, a predicted model, not a curated record